GUGCUGUGAGUGCCUGAGGUGCUGUGGCAGGAGGGACCCCAGGCCUCGCAGCGUCUGGCUCGGGCACCCAGAGAAGAGAGAGCAGAGGUACCCCCGCAAUGUCAUCAACAACCAGAAGUACAACUUCUUUACCUUCCUCCCUGGGGUGUUGUUUAACCAGUUCAAAUACUUCUUCAACCUUUAUUUCUUGCUCUUGGCCUGCUCUCAGUUCGUGGUUGAGAUGAGGCUUGGUGCACUUUACACAUACUGGGUUCCUCUGGGGUUUGUGCUGGCUGUCACCAUGAUCCGCGAGGCGGCCGAGGAGCUGCGCUGCUACAUGAGGGACAAGGAGGUGAACUCGCAGAUCUACAGCAAGCUCACAGCCAGAGGGACUGUCAAGGUGAAGAGCUCUAACAUACAAGUGGGUGACCUCAUCAUUGUGGAAAAGAACCAGAGGGUCCCUGCUGACAUGAUCUUCCUGAGGACGUCGGAGAAGAAUGGCUCCUGCUUCCUGCGCACGGACCAGCUGGACGGGGAGACCGACUGGAAGCUGCGGCUGCCUGUCACCUGCACCCAGCGCCUGCCCACGGCCUCUGACCUGCUGCAAAUCCGCUCCUAUGUCUACGCAGAGGAACCCAACAUUGACAUCCACAACUUUGUGGGGACCUUCACCAGGGAGGACAGUGACCCUCCAGUAAAUGAAAGUUUAAGCAUAGAAAACACCCUGUGGGCCAGCACAGUGAUUGCAUCAGGUACUGUGGUGGGAGUUGUCCUCUACACGGGCAGGGAGCUGCGCAGUGUGAUGAACACCUCCAACCCCAGAAGUAAGAUUGGCCUCUUUGAUUUGGAGGUGAACUGCCUCACCAAGAUCCUGUUUGGGGCUCUGGUGGUGGUGUCCCUGGUCAUGGUGGCCCUCCAGCACUUUGCAGGCCGUUGGUACCUGCAGAUCAUCAGGUUCCUGCUGCUGUUCUCAAACAUCAUUCCCAUCAGUUUGCGUGUGAAUCUGGACAUGGGGAAGAUUGUGUACAGCUGGGUGAUCCGCAGAGAUUCCAAAAUCCCUGGCACUGUGGUUCGGUCCAGCACCAUCCCUGAGCAGCUGGGGAGGAUUUCCUAUUUGCUUACAGACAAAACAGGGACUCUCACCCAGAACGAGAUGGUUUUCAAGAGGCUUCACCUGGGAACAGUGGCCUACGGCCUGGACUCCAUGGACGAGGUGCAGAGCCACAUAUUCAGCAUUUACACACAGCAGGCACAGGACCCCCCGGCCGUGAAGGGGCUGUCCCUGGCCACCAAGGUGCGGCGCAGCAUGAGCAGCCGCGUGCACGAGGCCGUCAAGGCCAUCGCGCUGUGCCACAACGUCACCCCCGUCUACGAGAGCAACGGCGUCACCGACCAGGCCGAGGCCGAGCGCCACUACGAGGACUCCUGCAGGGUGUACCAGGCCUCCAGCCCCGACGAGGUGGCCCUGGUGCAGUGGACAGAGAGCGUGGGCCUGACCCUGGUGGGCAGAGACCAGUCCUCAGUGCAGCUGAGGAGCCCAGGGGGGCACAUCCUCAACUUCACCAUCCUGCAGAUCUUCCCCUUCACCUACGAGAGCAAGCGCAUGGGCAUCAUCGUGCGGGAUGAAUCCACAGGAGAGAUCACGUUCUACAUGAAGGGGGCAGACGUGGUGAUGGCUGGCAUCGUGCAGUACAACGACUGGCUGGAGGAGGAGUGUGGUAACAUGGCUCGGGAAGGCCUCAGGGUUCUUGUCGUGGCCAAGAAGUCUCUGACAGAAGAGCAGUACCAAGACUUUGAAGCACGCUACGUCCAGGCCAAGCUGAGUGUCCACGACCGCUCCCUGAAGGUGGCCACGGUCAUCGAGAGCCUGGAGAUGGAGAUGGAGCUGCUGUGUCUCACUGGGGUGGAGGACCAGCUGCAGACAGACGUCAGGCCCACGCUGGAGACGCUGAGGAACGCUGGCAUUAAGGUGUGGAUGCUGACAGGGGAUAAGCUGGAGACAGCCACGUGUACGGCCAAGAACGCUCAUCUGGUGACACGGACACAGGACAUCCAUAUAUUCAGACUAGUGACAAACCGAGGAGAAGCCCACCUGGAGCUGAACGCCUUCCGCCGCAAGCACGACUGUGCCCUGGUCAUCUCGGGGGACUCGCUGGAGGAGAGGACGGGCAAGCUCACCUGUGCCGUGGGUGAUGGAGGGAAUGAUGUUAGCAUGAUUCAGGAGGCUGACUGUGGUGUUGGAGUUGAAGGAAAGGAAGGGAAGCAGGCAUCACUGGCAGCUGAUUUCUCCAUCACUCAGUUCAAGCACCUGGGCCGGUUGCUCAUGGUCCAUGGAAGGAACAGCUACAAGAGGUCUGCAGCCCUCAGCCAGUUUGUGAUCCACAGGAGCCUCUGCAUCAGCACCAUGCAGGCUGUUUUCUCAUCAGUGUUUUACUUUGCUUCAGUUCCUCUCUACCAAGGCUUCCUCAUCAUUGGGUACUCCACAAUUUACACCAUGUUUCCUGUGUUUUCUCUUGUCCUGGACAAGGAUGUGAAGUCUGAAGUUGCAAUGUUGUACCCAGAGCUCUACAAAGAUCUUCUUAAGGGACGACCGUUGUCAUACAAAACGUUUUUAAUCUGGGUCUUGAUAAGCAUUUAUCAAGGUAGCAUCAUCAUGUAUGGAGCUCUCCUCCUCUUUGAAUCCGAAUUUGUGCACAUUGUUGCCAUUUCCUUCACGUCCCUGAUCCUCACCGAGCUGCUGAUGGUGGCCCUGACCAUCCAGACGUGGCACUGGCUGAUGAUCGUGGCUGAGCUGCUCAGCCUCUCCUGCUACAUCGCUUCCCUGGUCUUCUUGCACGAGUUCAUUGAUGUUUACUUCAUUGCCACCUUGUCGUUCCUGUGGAAGGUCACUGUCAUCACCCUGGUGAGCUGCCUGCCCCUCUACGUGCUCAAGUACCUGAGACGGAGGUUUUCUCCCCCCAGCUACUCGAAGCUCACGUCCUAGGGCUGCUGCUGCUGGCACACAGAGACAGGCAUUGCCCAGGGCCCCGAGACCCCCCAGCUGCUCCCCAAUGAGCAGUCCUGGCCCUCAGGGCCCCGUGGUGAUCUCUGGUACCUGCUGCUGCGGUGAGGCACUUCCAGACUGCCCUGGACGGGACCCCAACACCACAAGGGACUGUUUGGAGGGUGGAGGCUCUGAGUUCAUCCGGUUCUUGGCACUUUUGUUCUACUUAACUGGGGUCAAAUGCAUGGAACUGCGAUGGCAAUGGGUUUCUCUUGCAUGGUUCAAAGUCUGUGGAAGCUGCUACCUGACCUUGGGAUUUACAUUUGACAAUUUGAAGUGAAUUUUUUAAGUGUCUACACUGUCCUUUGCAUUGUGUUACCUUUUGUUAAGUUUAUGUUAUUCGUCUUUUUUGAUUCAAGUAGUUACAUUCUUUUUACAUCUUGGAAAUCCCUUAAUGUAGGUGAUGCACUACACUGCUGACAGCUGAUUCCUGAUUUAUGGCAUGUUGUUUCCAUAAUGGGGCUCCAGCCUGUCGGAUCUACACACACUGGAGAAUCUGAGCGUGUCUGAGAUUUUCCUUCCGUUGAAAUGUGGUCACCCCAGUGACUUUGGAGGUAUCCAGCCAUUGAUAAAGACAGAAAAGUGGUAGCUCAAAACGAGAAAAUUCAGUUUUGUUUAGCUUUUGUCCUUCCUGUUAAAAGGAGCAGUGACAUAAUAGUUUCACUCUGUAUUUAUUUGUGUAGGAGAAAAUUAUCUAAACUAAAGCAAAUCCUCUUUGGAACAGAACUUUGCAGUUGAUCAUCCUUGAAAUGUGUCGACAACGUGAGAAGAGUCUCGUACUGUUCUGCAGACAAUGUGGCAGACGUGUCUUGAAUCCUUGGAGACUGAAAGGAGAGGUCACAGAGCUGCUACUCCUCACAGCUCCAUGAAAUCUGUUUCCUGUUAGUGUGAAACUUUGAGGAUGAGCUGCAAGUAAGCAGAGGCACUCCUAGGUGGAUGUUUUAAUGACAUGCUCCCUGCAGAGAGGCACUUUUUGGAGCCUUGCACUUGCUUGGCUCUAAAAACCAAACCUGAAUCACAAGAGUGGGUUCAGACAAAGGCAUUAGGCUGAGUGCAGAGCAAAUUUAUGUGUUUUUCAUUCACAAAAAUUAAACUCGGUGAGUUCUGUCAUUAUUAUAAUUAUUUAGUCCACAUUAUAAUUUCAUGAGGAGAGCCACACGUACUUGGGCUUCUCAGUAGAAGGACAGAGACUUACAGGGACCUUUUAGAGCUGAGUUGGUGCAUCAAGCAUGGAUGGGCUUUUAGUGGCAGCCAUCCUUGUCUGAGGCUCCUCAGUCUGUGCUAAAUUAGCUGCUUGCUGUCUUCUUCCCACAUCAGAGAAACCAUGGGUGGAGCUGGCACUGCUUGGGACCCUUGUUACUUGGCUGCCCGGGGGGAGAGAGCCCAGGCCUGAGCUCCUGUCCCAGAGCAGAACCAGGGCCUGGGCUCCUGUCCCGGAGCAGAACCAGGGCCUGGGCUCCUGUCCCAGAGCAGAACCAGGGCCUGAGCUCCUGUCCCAGAGCAGAACCAGGGCCUGAGCUCCUGUCCCGGAGCAGA
Molecule: messenger RNA, 4558 nt
Organism: Zonotrichia albicollis (white-throated sparrow)
Lineage: Eukaryota; Metazoa; Chordata; Aves; Passeriformes; Passerellidae
Source: RefSeq, a predicted model, not a curated record